AUGGAAAUUUGGCAAAAGGAUUAGGAAAAAUCUUCUACGGAUAGAAAAAAAAUACCAUUUCCAAUUAAUUGUGAAAAUAUUACCUAAGAGGCAUUAAACGAAUUAUCAAACUCCACUUAUUUUAUAUAAGGAAAUGGCCCUGUAUAUACUGUCAAAAUAGGAAGGGUUGCAUAAACUCCAGAUUAAAUUACAUAAAAUGUAUUGGCAGCUGCUUAUGAAGUUUUGCCUCAUAUUUUGUAAGAAAAAGGAAUGAGUUUAAGUUGCUUAAGAUAAUUAAAUGUCAAGUUAUCUAGCUCUGUUUCGUUACCUUUCUAUACUAGGCUUAGCAUUAGAGAGAUAGAAGCAUGGAAAAUAAAAUGAUAAUUUUUUUUAUUUAUGUUUAAAAUACAAUUAGUAAAAUUAGGCGAUAAAA
Messenger RNA from Paramecium tetraurelia, 412 nucleotides. RefSeq lists its product as uncharacterized. Lineage: Eukaryota; Ciliophora; Oligohymenophorea; Peniculida; Parameciidae. The transcript has 3 exons. The record is from RefSeq and is a predicted model, not a curated record.